AUGUCGCACGUCUUCAUCCGCUCUGGCCUUGAUCACAUUGAUUCGACUUACGCAUCUCUUUCUGGUACCCCGGAAGCCAAGUACGCCGAGCUGGUAAAGCAUAGGAAUUUCGACGAAAAGGAGCUUCUAGCGCUCUUAGACCAGCUCAAGCCUGUCUGCCCCGAGAACUUCAUUGGCAUCUGGACCGGCUCAAAGGUCAACACCAAACCGCCCCAGUGA
Molecule: messenger RNA, 219 nt
Organism: Penicillium chermesinum
Lineage: Eukaryota; Fungi; Ascomycota; Eurotiomycetes; Eurotiales; Aspergillaceae
Exons: 1
Coding region: 1-219 (72 amino acids)
Source: RefSeq, a predicted model, not a curated record